UCAUCUGCCAAAAACUUCUGUGAUUUUCCCCUCGCCGAGAGCACGAUUUUGCCGUUCUUAUUCUAGAAUUAAAAUUAAAAUAAGAUGGCCCAAAGCAAAUUAAACGAUUUCGCAAAUAAAUUAGGCAAAGGAGGUCCUCCUGGCCUAGGGCUUGGCGUGAAAUUGUUAGCAGUUGGUGGAGCCGCCAUCUAUGGAAUCUCCCAGGCUAUGUACACAGUUGAGGGUGGUCAUCGUGCCAUCAUUUUCAACAGGAUAGGCGGAAUACAAAAGGAAAUUUACACCGAAGGAUUGCAUUUCAGGAUACCAUGGUUCGAAUAUCCAAUCAUCUAUGAUAUAAGAUCUAGGCCCAGGAAAAUUUCUUCCCCAACUGGUUCGAAAGACUUGCAAAUGGUUAAUAUUUCUCUUAGGGUGCUUUCGAGACCUGAUGCUUCUAAAUUACCCAUUGUUUAUCGUAACUUAGGUUUAGAUUAUGAUGAAAAAGUCCUGCCUUCCAUUUGUAAUGAGGUGCUGAAAUCCGUCGUGGCCAAGUUCAAUGCUGCCCAACUCAUAACCCAACGUCAACAGGUUUCUUUAUUGGUCAGAAGGGAACUGGUGGAAAGGGCACAAGAUUUCAACCUAAUCCUUGAUGAUGUUUCAAUCACCGAGUUGUCAUUUGGUAAAGAAUAUACAGCGGCUGUUGAAGCUAAACAGGUCGCUCAACAAGAAGCCCAAAGAGCUGCUUUUGUAGUAGAAAGAGCGAAGCAGGAAAGACAACAGAAAAUCGUGCAAGCUGAGGGAGAAGCAGAAGCUGCGAAAAUGUUAGGAGAAGCAAUAGGCAGAAACCCUGGUUAUUUGAAGCUGAGAAAAAUUAGAGCAGCCCAGAAUAUCUCUAGAACGAUCGCAUCAUCACAAAAUAAGGUCUAUCUCAACGGUAACGGUCUAAUGCUGAACAUUUCUGAGAAAGAAUUCGAUGAGCAAGCAGACAAACUGAAAAAGCAUAGCCAAGUUCCUUAUAGUACGGAAAGUGCGCCAGAGGUUGAGCACAAACAGGUACUGAGUGUUGCUGAAGAAGAAGCCAAAAAGAUUUCUGGUCAAACAUGAUAGUCUCAUUCCAAGUGAUUGUUAUAUUAAAAGUCGUGGGACACAUAUACCAAGAAAAGCGAAAAGAUGAGUGAAAUAUUACGUAAACAAACUUUCUAUUAGUCACAAAUCGUCUGAAUAAAAGGAGUAAGGUUGGUAAUUGAAACACAAUAUACGUUCUAAAAUUUUAUUACCAUAAAAUACAUCAUUGAAUGAGCAGUCAAACAUCACACUUCAAAAUAUUUUCAUGAAAACCACAAAAUUUGAUGUCUUCAAUAUUUCACGUUAAAUUUUUCUUGAGUGUAUAUCGAUAAACAAUUGCUAUUGACAAGAUUCUUUCUAAGUAUUUUGCUAAUAAAAAAUAUUACUCCAGGGUUUUA
Messenger RNA from Coccinella septempunctata (seven-spotted ladybird), 1439 nucleotides. RefSeq names its product prohibitin-2. The coding region runs from base 85 to 1080 and encodes 331 amino acids. The transcript has 8 exons. Gene Ontology annotation, cellular component: membrane; mitochondrion. NCBI's taxonomy places the organism in Eukaryota, Metazoa, Arthropoda, Insecta, Coleoptera, Coccinellidae. Gene Ontology annotation, biological process: mitochondrion organization. The record is from RefSeq and is a predicted model, not a curated record.